UUGUGUGUGUUGAUGUGUCAAGAGGGCUAUGGACACUUUGUUUUGACUCCUCCCAUUGUCUCGUCACACUGUCCAAUAUGGCGGCGUCCAUGGCGAGGACCUGCUCCCGGUUGUUUCGCUUUCAAUCAUGUGUUCGUCGGAAGCUAUCGCCUCGUUAUUUGGCCUUCAACGAGAACUUCCACAGUUCCCCUGCCUUGCACAGUGGACUGCUGCUAUCGUUGAACAAACGAGGAGUUUUGAAGGAGUCUUUCCCCGAGGACGCUGCGCACGAUCAGCUCGCCCGUGUGCUGGAGUCCGGCGGUCAGACGGUUUACUGCGGCUUUGACCCCACGGCCGACAGCCUUCACGUGGGAAACCUGCUGGCGAUCAUUGGCCUCCUGCAUUUCCGAAGUGCGGGACACCAUGUCCUCGCUGUUAUCGGCGGGGCUACUGCUCAGAUCGGAGAUCCGAGUGGGAAGACGAGUGAGAGAGAGCGCAUCUCUGCUGACACCCUUGAAGGGAACACACACAGCAUCAGGGAGAGCAUCCAGAGAAUUUUCACCAAUCACGAGUUGAACUUUCAUGACAGCAGCGCCAAGAAAAAGAUGGGCACAGUGACUGUACUCAAUAAUAUGUCCUGGUACAAGGACUGGAACGUAGUGGGCUUUUUGUCGGAGGCUGGAAGACAUUUCCGAAUGGGGACGAUGCUCAGUCGCCACAGUGUGCAAUCAAGACUCAAAAGCGAGGAUGGCAUGAGCCUGACCGAGUUCACAUACCAGGUGUUCCAAGCCUAUGACUUCUAUCACUUGAACCAAAUAUAUGGCUGCAAGAUCCAGCUCGGAGGCAGCGACCAGCUAGGCAAUCUCAUGUCUGGCCACGAGUACAUUCGCAAAGUGUGUGGUGAGGAGGUGUUUGGGCUGACCCUCCCCCUGGUGACCAGCUCGGUGGGGGACAAGCUGGGGAAGACGGCCGGGAACGCCGUGUGGCUGAACAGAGAGCGGACCACACCGUUUGAGCUGUACCAAUACUUCCUCCGUCAGCCUGACAACAUUGUCGAACGGUACCUGAAGCUGUUCACCUUCCUGCCCCUGGGGGAGGUGCAGGGGCUGAUGGAACAGCAGCGGCUGGACCCGGGGAAGAGGCUGGCCCACAAGCGGCUGGCGGCGGAGGUCACCAAGCUGGUGCACGGCAAGGAGGGCCUGGAGAGCGCCAAGAGGUGCACCAACGCGCUGUACAACAGCAGUGUGCAGGCCCUGGAGCAGAUGAGCGAAGAGGAGCUCCAGGAGCUCUUCCACCAGGCCCCAUUCCACGAGCUGCUGCUGGAGCCCGGCUCCACGGUGAUGGACGUCUGCCGCCGGGUCCAGGCCGUCCCCGACGGACCCAAAGGGUACCGUAUGGUCACGGAGGGAGCCGUAUGGAUCAACCACACCCGCUCGGACAAGCCGGAGCAGGUCUUGAUACCCAAGGUCCACGUCCUGUCAAAUGGACUGAGCCUUCUCCGGGUGGGCAAGAAGAACUUCUACAUCAUCAAGUGGCUCGGACUAUGAGCUGGAAAGCCUCUUAGGACAACCGGGGGGGGAAAGAACAAGCUCACACUCCACAAGAUUUUCACUCUGUUGGACUUAGCGUGGAGGUAGGGAUGAUUAGUCCUGGCUGGGCCAACAGUUGAACAAUGAUAAAUGGAUGGAUGGGUGGAAUGACAGACAAAGAUGUUGAGUCAAAUUGUUGGCCCAUGCACAUGUAUUACAUGUGUUAACGUAUAUAUAUAUAUAUAUAUAUAUAUAUAUAUAUAUAUAUAUAUAUAUAUAUAUGUAUAUGUGUGUAUAUAUAUAUAUAUAUAUAUGUGUAUAUAUAUAUAUAUAUAUAUAUAUGUAUAUAUGUAUAUAUAUAUAUAUAUAUAUGUAUAUGUGUGUGCAUAUAUAUAUAUAUAUGUGUAUAUGCAUGUAUAUAUAUAUAUGUAUGUAUAUAUAUAUAUAUAUAUGUGUAUGUGUGUGUGUGUAUGUGUGUGUGUGUGUGUGUGUGUUUAAGUGUGGCCCAGAUUCUUGAUUAAAAAAAUCUAUUAUGAUGUUACGGUUGUAUGAAAUAGGAUGUUUUUACAUAAAUUGGAAUAUUAGUAGCAGUUCUCAAACAUUACCACUAGUGGGCAGUCUUGUUCCAGAUAUUGGAAGCAGGCAAAAAUUGCUUGGGUUGGCUUCUAGGGAGAGAAGUACUAUUUCCCCCAAAAAGGAUACGCCUAAUAAUUGUUUAAAAGGUAAUAUUUCUGUGAUAUAUUUAUUGAUGAUAGACUCUAUCCAUUGUAUCAUGAAUCCGGAAAUAUAAUCUAAUUUGACCACUUGGUUGUAUUUUUCCAUGGACUGAAGUUGUAUCCCUAGAUUAGAACUGGUAUAAUUAAAUUAAACUGUUUUUACAAUAAUUAAUCUAUUAUCAUUUGUAAGUCAUCUAUAUAUUUUUAUCUGAGAUCUUUGUCAAAUUUAUUAAAUAAUUGGUUUCAACUAAGCAACAUUUGAAGAAAGGAACACGUUUUUUAAUGUGUUUGGCAUAGGACUCAUUCGACCUGUCGAACUCGACCCUACUCUAGAGAAGCGAUGUCCAGUUUCUAAACGUAAAUUUUUUUUGUCGAGGUAUUUAUAUUUAGACAAUGGGUACACUUACGAUGGAUUAUUAAUUACCGAACAAAAUGUUAUGUACAUCAAUUUAUAAAGAAUUCUUUGUCCGGGGUAAAUUAUGUCAAGUUGCGUCAUACUCCAGUGUGUUUUGUUGAUCGUGUCGUG
This is a messenger RNA of Gadus chalcogrammus (walleye pollock), 2750 nucleotides long. It is a transcript of the gene yars2, whose product is annotated as tyrosyl-tRNA synthetase 2, mitochondrial. Bases 78 to 1526 code for a protein of 482 amino acids. The transcript is spliced from 5 exons. Gene Ontology annotation, molecular function: ATP binding; tyrosine-tRNA ligase activity; RNA binding. The record is from RefSeq and is a predicted model, not a curated record. Gene Ontology annotation, biological process: tyrosyl-tRNA aminoacylation. Gene Ontology annotation, cellular component: cytosol; mitochondrion. NCBI's taxonomy places the organism in Eukaryota, Metazoa, Chordata, Actinopteri, Gadiformes, Gadidae.